AUGUUUAGUACACUGCGGCAAACGUCUGGAGAUGGAGACCGUCUCCUCAGCGUGGAGAUUGCCCCGCCCUUUGACAAGGACAGGAUGUCAAUGCGGACCGCCUGUGAGAGAUGCCGUUUACAGAAGUCCAAGUGUGUUAGUGGCGAGAAUGGCUGUAUGCUAUGCGUUGCAAAGAACCAAAAAUGCGAGUACUUGGUUGUCUCAAGGCCUCGACGGCGCAGGCCAAGCGGCGCUGGUGGUGGUUCAAAAUCACGCAACGACAACGAGGAUGAGGAUGGCGACAGCAACACAGUCGCCAGCAAGCAGUCAAAUCAGGCAAGAAUGCACAAGCGCUGGUCUAGAAUGCAGACAAUACGACAAUCAUCGCCAUUAUCAACACAACCAUCAUCACCUAAGGAGCAACUGAGAGCCACAACAGUCUCAAAGCCAUCGCUUCAGGAUAGCAACAACAACACAACAGGGCCAGAUAUGAGCUUAGAAGAUGCACAGCAACUAAUUUUCAACGAUGCACUCUUCCCAGACCCUCUUGGAUCAAUUCCAGCAGUCUUUCCACAAUUUGAGCCCGCAGCCGCCAGGGACUUCUUUAACAGUAUGCCUAUACCUGCUGAAAAGAUUCACGCAGGCCGCGGUAUUACUGCCGAAGCGUUGACUGCUCGAGGAGACAGCAGUAAGCAGAACAAUCACACAUCUGUUUACUCGUCGUCGUCAGCAGAUAGCAUUUUCGAAUUUGGAGUUGAUCAGAUGGACUUUCUGAUGGAUGAGUCACGCAUCACUGCAGCAAUGGCCCCCCACAGUGCCCGAGACAGGAACAAGGUGACAACUGAGGCUCGGCCUACUACAACUCAUUCCUCAACACCGUCAGACUCGGAGCCCGUUUUCAACCCCACGUCCAUCCCAGCAACGUCAUCUUGUGGCUGCAUGAUGACAGCUGUUACCAUAUACGAGGCUUUGCAGGUUCAGCUCGUUUGGGGAGAUCCAAUCGCUGGCCCAUCAACGACAUCAAGUCCCAAGUCUUCGUCAGCGGGAUCCUCAUACUCUUCUGGACCAUCAUGGUCAGAUUCAGCGUCAGGGUCAGCAUACAGUUCACCAACGUCCCUUAUCACGCAACAAACAAUUCUCAAACGCCAAAAGACGGUACUUCUCCGUUGCGACUCACUUACCCGAUGCGGCACCUGCUGGUCUCGCCCAGACUUUGUUAUGCUGAUCAUUACCAUAUGCGAUCGCAUUCUGACAAGUCUGGAAGCUGUCGAGCGCUUCGUCUGCACCAAAAACGACGAUGACAUGAAUACAGUCAGCUGUAACGGGAAUGCGGCUGCCGUUGAUAUUCAGGCCACUUUGACAUCAUCAUCGCGCUCGGAUCAAUCCUUGUCUGCCUCGUCCAACGGGCUGCAGAGUGGGGUGGGUGCGUGGCAGAUCGACGACGAGGAUGAGCAGGAACUUGUUAUUAGCUUGAUCAAAUCCCGCGUCGCAAGGCUCGGCAAUCUGAUCAAUAUAGCGGAGGGAACAAUAAGCGCAAACGGGUGGCCUUGGCAUGAGAGGCUGGUUCAGGCUCUGCGGAAGAGGUCUAACAAAUUGGCCAUCUCCCUGUCAUUUCGCGGCUUUCCUUGA
Molecule: messenger RNA, 1608 nt
Organism: Fusarium poae
Lineage: Eukaryota; Fungi; Ascomycota; Sordariomycetes; Hypocreales; Nectriaceae
Exons: 2
Coding region: 1-1608 (535 amino acids)
Biological process (GO): regulation of DNA-templated transcription
Molecular function (GO): zinc ion binding; DNA-binding transcription factor activity, RNA polymerase II-specific
Source: RefSeq, a predicted model, not a curated record